Messenger RNA from Drosophila rhopaloa, 2716 nucleotides. It is a transcript of the gene drn, whose product is annotated as AN1-type zinc finger protein 6. Lineage: Eukaryota; Metazoa; Arthropoda; Insecta; Diptera; Drosophilidae. The transcript is spliced from 5 exons. The record is from RefSeq and is a predicted model, not a curated record. Bases 899 to 1498 code for a protein of 199 amino acids. Gene Ontology annotation, molecular function: DNA binding; zinc ion binding.
CACUGUGCUCCGCUCAUUUCAGUUCGAGUGCUUGGAGACUUCACUUCGCGUUUGGAGGAUCAGAUCCACGUUGGUUUUUGGCUUCAAUUACCCACAACUGUCAUCGUCAGCUCAGCGACUAACUAAAUAAUAAAAUACAAUAAUCCUCGCGCUCCCCGUCCCUCUCUCUCGGUCGUGUUAGUGCGCCCCGUGAUUAAUAAGAAAAAGCACAAAGAAAACUGGCAGCGUUUUCCUCGCAGCUGAGAAAAACCGCAGGACGCAGCUCAGCAGCGUCGUCGUGUGCGUUGUGCCCAAGAAAAAUUCUGAAAAAAAUUAAUUGUCGCAAAGAAACCGUAAAGGGCCACAGUUAACGAAGGAAAAACAACUGCGUCGUGCACCAUUUUGUGAUAUAUUAUUUGCCCUCCUCUUUUCAACGAUCCCUGUGCAAUUCUCUGUAAAAAAAAUUAAAUUAAUACUAGUAAUCAAUUAAAUUUCUGCGAGACCAAUACAACAAAAAAUAAUUUCCAACAACUGUGAUCCGAACAAAGCUCUGAGUUUUGUUUCAAGCCUGUGUAAUUUCUUCCCAAAACGAAUUGGAAAACUCGUACUGCGAAUUAUUUGUGGUAGUCACGAAUUGAAACACAAGCACAGCCUAAUAAUUGGACGAACUGAUUAAACAACAGUUAAAACAAGCCCCGCAAAAAACAACGGCGGAUCAACAGUUGCGAGUCGCAAGUUGCUAGUUGCACGUUACCAAUUUGAAAUUGCACGCUUCCACGACUGAGAGCAGGAAGAAAAGGAGUCGCUGCCGCAGCAGGAAGCAGACGAAACUUCGCUGGGCGAAAGUAAAAGCAGCUAGGCAAAUCAAGCAAAUCAAACAAAGAAACCGCACACACACACAAAGGCGCUCUAGCCAGCCAUGGAACGUGAAUCCAACCCAAUGCAACCCAUGUGCCGCUCCGGUUGCGGCUUCUAUGGUAACCCAGCCACAGAUGGUCUCUGCUCCGUAUGCUAUAAGGACUCGCUUAGAAAAAAGCAACAGCCACCUGUGAGCAGCACACCUGUCUCCGUUCCAAGCCCACAACCUAGCCCCACAUUCAGUCCGGCCAUCGCAAUCACCAACACCGCACAGCCCACAGUCACCAGUUUACAACAGCCACACAACGAUGUCAAAGAGAAAAUCACCGAAGAAGCCGCCGCUGCUGCCAAAGUCAACAGCGAAGCCAUCACAUCGGCGACUGGUCCAAACACUUCCACACAAGCAGCCGCCUCCGCCAAUGAGGAGGAUGACAAGGACAAGGAAGACGACAAGGAUGCCAAAAAGAAGAAGAACCGAUGUGGCGAGUGCCGCAAGAAGGUUGGCCUAACCGGUUUCCAGUGUCGCUGCGGCGGUCUGUACUGCGCAGUGCAUCGUUAUUCUGAUAAACAUAACUGCACAUUCGAUUACAGAGAGCACGGCGCACAGGAAAUCCGACGCAACAAUCCCGUUGUCGUUGGCGAAAAGAUUCAAAAGAUUUGAAUUUCGAUAUUGUGCCAGUAACAGUAACAGUAGCCGUAGAAUGAUAAUAACCAACUACACAUAAUAAGAGUACAUAUAAUAUAUAUGCUGCGCUAUAACAACAAAAUCAACAACCAACAGAAAACAGCAGAAAGCAUAAACACACACUAUACACACAACACAAAAACACAGAUUAAUACUAUAAAAAUCGAUAUAAACUGUAAUUGUAAUGUAAUUAUAAUGUAAACAGCUAAACAAGCAACAAUAGUACAGAGAAACGAUAACCAAAUACCCCGCAAAAAAUGCAGCAACAACUGGAACAACAAUUUCGAUGCUCAACAACCAACGUUAAGCUAGCGACGUCCAGCAGCAACCUGCAGCGGCAACAAGCAACAUGAAACAUGCAAAAGCCAGCAGCUUUCAGCAGUUAAUACCUUUGUACAUCUUGAACCAGACGCGUGACAGCGUUAGCAAGUGCAACAACAAUCACCGCCGCGAUUAUGGAAACGAAACAACAACCGCAGCAACAUCAACAACAACCAGCACAACCGAUUGCCUUGGUCGCCUGCUGAGCUGGGCCGAAAAAAAACCAUUUUGAAGAAAACACCAUUCAUCGAUUAACGUUGAAAUAUUUUGUUAUUCCAAAUACAAUUUGCAAAUUGUUUGUAUUUAGCUAAAUCCACACCAACCAACACACGGCCACAUUUACAACGACAACAAGCACACAACAAACAACAAACCUUUGUUUCAUGUUACAUACAACGCAACAACCUUUUAGUAAGACGAUGUGUGUCAUUUGUUUAUGUAAAAUGUUGGAGUGUAUUAAAUAAAAAAAAUUAAGUAAAUUCAAAAUGCUAAAUAUGAAAACAAAAUUUAUGAGAAAUUUAACAAACCCAAAAUUCACAUACAAAAACCAACCAAGCAACCAACUCUUUCUCAAUUCUUAAUUAUCAGCUACUAAAUGAAAAAAAAACAAAUAUAUAUUAAUUAAUUAUGUAUAUGUAUUAAAAGAAAAAAAGCAAAGAAAAAAUAUGCAAAAUUAAGCGUAAAAAAACAAAGCCCUCACCACAAAAAAAAUGUAAAAAAAAACCUGAAGGAAAGAAACCAAGAAUAACGCAAUUGUGUAGAGCUCCAUUAAACUGUUUGCUAAAAAUUCACGACCACGCUAGACAUGAGAGAGAGAAUAGCUAGUGAGAGAGAGAGAGAGCGAGAAGGAGCAGCGCGAUUAGUGUAAAGCAA